GGUAGUUUCAUCCCAUGUCCUGGAUGUUCUGGAUUGAGGAAAAGCAGAAGAUACUUAGUUCUCCCCUGAGAGUCCCUCCUUCUGGGGGAGGAGGCAGUCCUGGGUUCGAGCUUUCCACCCUUUGCCCUUCACUCCAUCCUUCCAGGGAGGAACCCCCAGGGUGCAACUACUUCGCUUUUCUGUUUGUGGGGCAUGUAUUGAUCUCCAGGGACAGUCAGAUGCCGUAGAUAUCGUCUCCCUUCUUUAGCCAGCAUUGGCUCCGAGGGUGAUGCAGACAAGAUUUGGGGCACCUGAUACCUCAAAGAGGCUCGGAGGAAGAAGCAGAAGAGGAGAACUUCCAAAUUCCUCCCCCCCCCUUUCUGUAGCACCUUUGGGUCCCACAGACGGCCACGGAGAGAGUUUUCCUGUCUCCACUUCCAAAAGUUGCAGAAGGACAAGCAGCAGCUUCAUCCUGGAAGCUUUUACAAGGCAAACUCUGCCCACAGCCAGGAGUUUGAUCUUGAUGGGGCUCAAGGUUGACCCAGCCUUCCAUCUUUCCAAGCUAACCUUGAUGGACCUCAUGGAAGGGGGCAAUCAGACCCUGCAGAUGACCGAAUUCUUGUUCCUGGGAUUCUCUGGCAUGCCCAGAGGUCAACCUUUCUUCUUUCUGCUCUUCCUGGCCAUCUACCUCAUCACCUUGGUGGCCAACUCAGUCAUACUUAUCUUGAUCCAGCUGGAUUCGCGCCUCCACAGUCCGAUGUACUAUUUUCUCAGCCAUUUGUCUAGCUUAGACAUUUGCUAUUCCUCAGUUACCCUCCCCACCAUCCUGGUGAACCUCCUGCACCAGCAGCCCACCAUCUCCUACAACGAGUGCAUGGCCCAGAUGUUCUUCCUGAUGACCUUUGCAGGGACUGAAUGCGCACUGCUGGCUGUGAUGGCCUAUGACCGCUAUGCGGCCAUCUGUGAACCCUUACACUAUUCUCAGCUCAUGAGUAGCAGGGUGCAGAUCCCUCUGGCCACGGCUUCGUGGAUCUGGGGUCUUGUUGACUCUAUCUUUCACACUGCGUUGGCCACCGAUUUGGCCUUCUGUGGAAACAACCAGAUCCAUCACAUCUUCUGUGAUGUCCCCCCACUCUUGAAAAUUGCCUGCAGUGACACCUACACCAACGAGAUGGCUCUUCACACUGCGAGUAUCUUUGUAGGGCUCUGCCCGUUCCUCCUGGUUGUCAUUUCGUAUGUCUACAUCGUACGUUCCAUUUUGCAAAUCCGCUCUAGCAGUGGAAGGAGAAAGACCUUCUCCACCUGUGCUGCCCACCUGAUUACCGUCAUCCUCUUCUAUGGGAUGAUCAACUUGAAUUACAACCGUCCCAGUGCGGGCUACUCCUUGGGGGUGGACACUCUGAUCUCCAUCCUCUAUUGCAUCGUCACCCCCAUGCUGAACCCCCUAAUCUACAGCCUCCGGAACAAGGAGGUCAAAGGGGCCCUACAAAAACUUCUGUGCACUCAGGAGAAGGACGAUGCAUCUCCUGGAAGACAGUGAAGGAAAACAAUGGGAUCGCCUUCCUACCUUCUCUGCAUAUUCUUCUCUAUAGAUCGACAACAGUUUUACCUCAAUGAGGCGUUGUGUAGCUGCAAAUUUCAACAGGGCUCCUUUGCUCAAUGCCCGUGGGAUUCUACCGGCCAUAUCCUUCCUUCCUAUGUCGCCAUUUUGGUUGAACCAUUUAAGAGUUGGAAGGGACCUUGGAGGUCAUCUAGUCCAACCCCUUGCUCAGGCAGGAAACCCUACACCAUUUCAGACAAAUGGCUGUCCAGUCUCUUCUUAAAAACUUCCAGUGUUGGAGCAUUCACCACUUCUGGAGGCAGGUAGUUCCACUGCUUAAUUGUUUUCACUGUCAGGAAGUUUCUCCUUAGUUCAACAGCUCACCAUCUAACCUGCCAACGCAGGGACCGUUAGCAAAACAAAUCCUUUGAAUGUAACUGGACAAUAAAGAGAUAAUGGGGGGGGGGGAGGAAUGGGAAAGGAAAAUUAAGUAGGAAAACUUCACGUGUAAAUAUUAGUUCUGGCUUUGCUGUACUGUAACCCAGAGGUCCUUAACCUGGGUGAUAUCGUCCCCCAGGGGGCGAUUUUGUUUUUCAAGGGGGCGAUGGAAUGAAAAGGGAUGACGCCAGGGCGAAGGAAUGAAAAGGGGGCGAUAUG
Crotalus tigris (Tiger rattlesnake) is the source of this 2176-nucleotide messenger RNA. RefSeq names its product olfactory receptor 1086-like. Gene Ontology annotation, molecular function: G protein-coupled receptor activity; olfactory receptor activity. Gene Ontology annotation, cellular component: membrane. Gene Ontology annotation, biological process: G protein-coupled receptor signaling pathway. The record is from RefSeq and is a predicted model, not a curated record. The transcript is spliced from 3 exons. NCBI's taxonomy places the organism in Eukaryota, Metazoa, Chordata, Lepidosauria, Squamata, Viperidae. The coding region runs from base 269 to 1519 and encodes 416 amino acids.